AUGUCCAAAACCAUACCACAACCCCACCCCUCCAUACACAAUCCAACAUCAGCGUUUGAAAUCCAAAGAUCAAGCCAAGAGUACCCACUGAGCCCAACUCUAGAAGACCGAUCCGCGCUACACAAACGGCCACCACCCCUACGACGGCGCCUACGACCGCGAGGGCCAGCCCCGACGCUGCGGAGUAACGCACAAUACGGGGGAAGGAAGGCGUUCGCAACGGACGGUGCGGACAGCGGCGUCCCGUCGACGGGAGAGGAGUCGGGCAAGUGGACGGGGAGCGAGGAAAUCCACCGACAGCCGCCCUGCCCGACUGCAACGACGGGAUUAUUGAAAGCAGGGGACCUGAACAAGGGCAAGACGGAAGAGAAAGAUAAAGGAAGGGAGAGAGCGGAUGCGAGGAAGCCUUGGGAUCCGCCGUUUGGAAGGCGCAGGGGAGGGAGGGAGGAGAAGGAGAUGGAGGAGAGACAGAUGGGAGAGAAUAAGUGGUUUGCAAGCUCGCCUGUGCCGCUGAAGAAGACGGGCAGGCAUAUGGAGGCCAAGGGUGUUGCGAGAAGAUUGUUUCCUGUUGAUGACGAGGGCGAGUAUUCGUACGACCACGAGCCACACGAUGGGCUAUUUGAAUCACAUCGUGAAGAUAUGGCUCGACUUACAUCUACGCCUCCACCUGCACCGGCGACGAAAGAUUGCACAUCCGUCGACACUGUGGAAUCGGCGUCCUCGAAGAAGAAGAGCAAGAGAAAACCAAGCGUUGUGUCAGCUAUUUGGAUAUGCGUCGGCGUCUUCGCAGUCUUGGUCUCCAUCUUCAUCUUCACCAUGCUAAUCGCUCACUGUCUGGCAUGGUUCCUCGUAUAA
Alternaria burnsii is the source of this 855-nucleotide messenger RNA. RefSeq lists its product as uncharacterized. Bases 1 to 855 code for a protein of 284 amino acids. The record is from RefSeq and is a predicted model, not a curated record. The transcript has a single exon. Lineage: Eukaryota; Fungi; Ascomycota; Dothideomycetes; Pleosporales; Pleosporaceae.